GAUGUCUGCCUCCUCUGAAAGUGAGGUAGAUGGGUUUUUGCUCAUUGAAACGUUGGCUAGGGAGCAGGGGUUGUAUGACCUGGAGGAUUCACAUGGUGCUUCGAGCUGGUUGGUGCCAGUCGACCCAACUAUGAUCCCGAAAAUGGUGAUACCUGGGGCUGAUCACCACAAGGUGCAGGUUGUGGAGGUUGAUGGAGAGGUGGACCCAAAAUUGAAGACUUCUGCUGAGUAUGUGGUACAGCUCCCUUCACCUGAUCGUAAUGAGGAGAUCGUGCUCACUCCGCCACUUGCCCCUGAGGGCGUGCACAGAUUCAGCAAGCGUAACGCUCGAAGCAUGCAAGAGAAUGUGGAAGCUAGAGCUGUGAGGGUGGCCAAUGAGAAAGAUGGGGCAGGGAAGAACACACGAAACAAACCUUAUGUGCCACGGUUGAAAUCAGCUGCUUAUGCAAUAAUGAUCACACUCUACAGGGAAAUGGAAAGAGGGAAGGAAUUUAUGAUGAGGCAAGAGCUUAUUGAUGCUGCUGAGGCCAGUGGUCUAUCAGAACAUGCAAUAGGCUCAAACAACAGUAGGAAUUCUCGGAAUGACGGUUACAGUUACACUGGAUGGAAUAGCAUGAAGAAGUUAACAAAUAAGGAUCUGGUUAAGAAAAAGAGUAAUCCUGCAAAAAAAAGGCAAAGAGACAGCUCGUGAUUGUCUCGCACGAUCUGGAUUGGACGGUCCUGCAGGACCUUUAACGGCGGCCAGUCAUCCUGCAGUUGUGCUCAGCGAUUGAGAUUCUGACGAAUAUGACGGCAGCAGUCCCCUGAUAGGUUCUGAAAGAAGUGGACUUCCAAACUCAAAAGCAGGCAGUUCCAGUUCCUUUGACAAUGGCGGUGCUACUAAUUCUCCUCUUUCAUCUCGAGGAAUGUUUGGACAGCAAUCGUUUAGUGCAAUGGCACACAUGACUUUCCCUUUCCGUACCCUUCUUUUUCAAAUGGAACAUAAUGCAACAUUUUCUUUUCUAACGUCAGGGUUCUGCUGAGAAGUCUUUACUUGUAACAUCCCAAAAUUCUAAAUUUUGGAAUGUUAUAAUAAAUAGAUAGAUUUGAUUGAUUGAUUGUUUGAUUGUGUGAAGUUGAGUGAAAUUCAAAACUUUUUAAAAGUUAAAUGAGAGGGAA
This is a messenger RNA of Triticum urartu, 1158 nucleotides long. The record is from RefSeq and is a predicted model, not a curated record. Lineage: Eukaryota; Viridiplantae; Streptophyta; Magnoliopsida; Poales; Poaceae.